Messenger RNA from Zychaea mexicana, 906 nucleotides. RefSeq lists its product as uncharacterized. NCBI's taxonomy places the organism in Eukaryota, Fungi, Mucoromycota, Mucoromycetes, Mucorales, Lichtheimiaceae. Bases 1 to 843 code for a protein of 280 amino acids. The transcript is spliced from 3 exons. The record is from RefSeq and is a predicted model, not a curated record.
AUGCGCUCCGGUAUCAUUUAUGCUGCAAUCUGUCUGUCCCUUGCCGCUUUCGGUCAGGCCAAACAGACAACAGUGACCGAGUAUAAAACCAUCACAACGACCAUGUACGACCACGAGACUGAUAUCGGUGCGCGACAUUUAAAAGAGGGUGGUGAAGCAAAGCCAACCCCAACACACGGUGUUGAUAAUGGCGGUCUCAGUGACGCACCUGGCCCUGCACCACAACCUACUGAGCCUCCAAAGGGCGGUCCCGAGCCUCCCAAAGGUGCUCCACAAGCUCCCAAGGGGGAUCCUAGACCACCUAUGGAUGAUCAACCUCCCAAGGGAGGACCCGAACCUCCUAAAGGUACUGAACCACCCAAAGGUCCUGAACCACCCAAAGGUCCUGAGCCUCCCAAAGGUCCUGAGCCACCCAAGGGCCCUGAACCACCAAAGAAUGACCAGCCUCCCAAGGGCGGCCCUGAAGCUCCAAAGGGUGGUCCUGAGCCACCAAAGAACGAGCCUGGCAAACCUGGCAAUGCUCCCCCUCCUCCACCAGCCAAGGGUACCAACACAACACCCGCUCCACCACCCAUCGGCAACAAAGUCAAGCCUAGCGCAGGUGCUUCUGCCUCUGGCAAGAGCAGUGCUACUGACUUUACGUUCAGCCCUAUUACAUUGGCACCCGAAAGCAGCCAGUCUGGACAUCCAACUUCGUUGCGUGAAUUGACUGCCAGCAACGGCGCAACGCACUCCUCUGCUAGCCAUAGUGAUGCAUCCAGCGCUCGCUAUGCUCUGUCGUUUGGUACGGUUGCAGGCAUGACCAUGAUGGGAGUUGUGGCUAAUGCUCUUGUCCAGUUGUAAAUUCCACCCCGUUUAUCACCCUACAUACCACACACUCACACACACACACACACAACAUUCUUC